Lutzomyia longipalpis is the source of this 3966-nucleotide messenger RNA. RefSeq names its product BTB/POZ domain-containing protein 6-B (gene lute). Lineage: Eukaryota; Metazoa; Arthropoda; Insecta; Diptera; Psychodidae. Gene Ontology annotation, molecular function: protein binding. Gene Ontology annotation, biological process: neurogenesis. Gene Ontology annotation, cellular component: cytosol. The record is from RefSeq and is a predicted model, not a curated record. The transcript has 5 exons. Bases 952 to 2856 code for a protein of 634 amino acids.
UCUCUAAAGUCACUUCCAGACACAGCAUUCACUCGUGUGUCCCCAACAGUUGAAGAAAUUAUUCAAAAAAGACCAAAGAAAAGACGCAAUGUGACGGUGUGUAGCAUAAUACAUAUGUGUUCAGCGGAAUGGUGACCCCCACAACAGGUGAGCUUCCCCCUCGCGAACAAUGCCGCUCGACUGGAAGUGACCAAGAGGAGACAGGCCGACUAUCAGUCGUCUCUGAGUGUUCCGCGGAGGUGCCCACACUUCCAAGUAAAUAGUCACUCUUCCUGCAACAUUACAAACUGUUUUGUGCUAAGCGAAAGUUCUCCUCUUAAAACUAUUGCAAUUUUUUUGUGUAGCACAGCGAUCUUUUAAAGUUCGAUGGUGUGUACAAUCUAGCUAAUGCAAUUAAUUACUACCUAAUUGUCGUGAGUGACAACGUUGAUUUUUCACGCGCUGUUUUCCCGCGUACAAGUUGGGUGAUUUUCUUCAGCAAUUUUUCAUAUCCAUCACUUAAGUGACAGUGUUUAACUUCUGGUUUUUUUCACAGUAAUUACUCACACAGCAAAUUCUCGCGUGUUGUUUAUUUUUUUCCUUACACCAACCGUAUAUACGCGACACAGUUGAAACAGAAGGUGAAAAAGAGAUUUAUGAAUUAAUCUAUCUAUUAAACUUUCUGUGCACAUACAGCGCGUAGAGAAUUGAAUGUGAUGUGAUUUUAUAAGAAAAAAAAUAUAGUGAUCAAAUAUACAUAGUUUGAGAGACAGUAGGUGGAGAAAAAAAGUUUCCUACAGCAAUAGCUUUAUGUUUACGAUCCCAUACAGAUCGCCAUCAAUAAAGUAAUCGGGGAAAUCAUUGCCCAGAAACAUCAACAAAACGGUGAAGGCGACCUACUCAUGCUGCAAUGAGAAGAUCGUUGUGAUACUUUUUGAUGCGAAAUUCCCGAGGAGUUUUGAGGCAAAAAGAAUGAGCAGCGUUCUUGCAGAAACCCUAAGUGGACACCUUGGACGACACUUGCUGCACUGGGCAGGAUCUCAAGCGGAUCUGUGGUACCUCCUGUACCGCUGUAUCAAUAUUGUGCAGAAAAUUCACGAACCCCUGGAGAGAGGUGUUGCUGUUCUGGAUAAUUUCCUCACGCUGGACGACGAGGAGGUUGGUGGGGUGGGUGCAGGUGGUGCUGCGGCUGCCGCCAACAACAUUCACCCAUGCCACCAAAAUCAACAACAAGAGAAUGCUCAACGACCUGAAGGUCAUCGGAAUGCACCGCACAAUUUGUACUUCAUGGAAGAAACCCUCAACAACGGGCCCCCACUAUCACCACCCCACAACAGUGUUCUCAUGCAGCGUGAGAAUAUGCAAGUGAUGCAGCCAUGCAGUGCACCAUCAUCACCAUUAGCAUCACCUGGAGCCCUGAAUCUCACUUCAUUUAGCCUACCAACAUCCACUGGGGGUGCUUUUACCGUAAUCGACACAGGGGACCCCAAUUGGCAGGCAACAAAGCCAACAGUUCGCGAGAGGAAUGCUGCAAUGUUUAAUAAUGAACUAAUGGCAGACAUUAAGUUUGUCGUGGGAACUGAUGAUCACAUCCAAACAGUUCCUGCCCACAAGUAUGUAUUGGCAACGGGAAGUAGUGUCUUCUAUGCCAUGUUCUACGGUGGUUUAGCUGAGAAUAAGUCAGAGAUACGUGUGCCAGAUGUUGAACCAUCGGCCUUUCUCACCCUACUCAAGUACCUAUACUGUGAUGAAAUACACCUGGAGGCAGACAAUGUACUUGCCACGCUCUACGUUGCCAAAAAGUACAUUGUACCCCAUUUGGCGAGAGCCUGUGUCAAUUAUCUCGAGACUAGUCUUACGGCAAAAAAUGCCUGUCUCCUCCUAAGUCAAUCACGCCUAUUUGAGGAGCCAGAUCUCAUGCAGCGUUGCUGGGAAGUUAUCGAUGCUCAGGCGGAGAUGGCAAUAAAGUCUGAGGGCUUUGUGGAUAUCGACUUGAAGACCUUUGAAUCAAUCCUAAGUCGAGAGACGCUAAAUUGCAAGGAAAUUAAUUUAUUCGAAGCCGCCCUCAAUUGGGCCCAAUCGGCAUGCAACAAAAUGGAAAUUGAUCCAACCCCGCAGAAUAGACGGAGUGUCCUUGGGCAGGCCCUUACCAUGAUACGUAUCCCAACAAUGACACUCGAAGAAUUUGCCAAUGGUGUGGCUCAGUUGGGAAUUUUGACGCCACAGGAAACAAUUGACAUCUUCCUGUACUUUACGGCUAAGAAUAAGCCAACACUGAACUUCUCCAGUAAACCCCGUACGGGGCUAAAGACCCAAAUAUGCCAUCGAUUCCAAUCGUGCGCCUACCGGAGCAAUCAAUGGCGCUACAGAGGACGCUGUGAUUCAAUCCAGUUCUCCGUGGACAAGAGAAUCUUCAUCAUUGGCUUUGGGCUGUAUGGAUCAUCAACGGGAGCUGCAGACUACAAUGUUAAGAUCGAACUGAAACGCUUGGGGCGUGUUCUGGCGGAGAAUAAUACAAAAUUCUUCUCAGAUGGCUCCAGCAAUACCUUCCCGGUGUUCUUUGAGAAUCCCAUUCAAAUUGAACCUGAUUCCUACUACACAGCCUCUGUGAUCCUUGACGGUACUGAGCUGAGCUUCUUCGGGCAGGAGGGUAUGACUGAGGUUUGCAUGGGGAACGUGACAUUCCAAUUUCAAUGCUCCAGUGAGAGUACAAAUGGCACGGGCGUACAGGGUGGUCAAAUACCUGAACUAAUCUUCUACGGACCAAUGAAUACCGCCACUGCUGCUGGACAAAUUGGAGCUCCAACCACAAAUGGUCAUACAACCAACAAUAACACCACCACGACAAUCAUUGGGAAUAACAACGGUGAGGAUUGAGAUGGGAAAAAAUGUGAAUCUCAGCAUAAAAACAUUUAAAAAAAAACACUAAAUUGACAUCAACUAAAGGUUUCUCAAAUUACUUAUUUGGUGAUUAAUGUGAUCUAGAAGUCCACCUGGAGCUUCUUUCAGGUGGAUGGUUGGGAGGGAUGGAGUUACUUAAAAAGAAAAACCCCAUGGAUACACGGAAAAUAUUUAAACUUCAUAAGCACAAACAUUGGGAAGAUUUUUUUAUGAAGAUUUUGAGAGAAUUUCUGGGAAAGGAUUUAAGGAAUCUAACAGAUCAUUGUCUUUAAAAAAAAUCUAAAUGAAGAUCCAACAGUAGCUCUCUAAAACUAAGAGAUUUGAUAGUUUUAGAACCUUUAAGAAAGGUAUUUAACUAGAUUUCCUUAAGACUAAACGAAGCUGAUAAAGAUUUUCAAAAGAUAGAAUAAAGAUUUUCAGUAGAUGGUCACUUCUUCGUAGCCUCAAAAAAUCAAUAAAAUAGUUAUCUAAAUGAAAUAAAUCUUAAAGAAUUUUUGGAAAAAUCUUCCCAAAAAAAAUCUACAAAUUCACACAAUAAACAACACAAAAAAUACUAUCGUGAUGAUAAAAAAAAAACUAAAUAAAACAUUAUUUAAAAAAGAAAUAAAAAUAUCCAUAAGAAAAAUUUCAAAAUAUUCUCAACCCGAAAUCAUAACUUAAAAACAAAAAUUACGUAAAACUCUUUAAAAUUGCUUUUAAGUUGAAUGUUGUGUAUCAUUCUUAUUAUAUAGUCGGUAGUUAUUUAGAAGAAACAUAAAAAUUUUGUAGUUUAAAAAAUAAAUAAAAAUCAAAAGACAAAAUUAAGAAUUUCUUAGAAAUGUAGAGAAGCAGAAGAAAAAGAAAACUCCCUUCAGAAGGAAUCUUUCAGAGAGCAUUGUUUUCUUCCUGUACUGAUUUUUUUUUAUUAAAAAAAGUUUUUAAUCUCACGUGUUUCUUGUGAGGAAGUUUUUAAUGCCAUUUUUUUUGUUUAAAUUGAUUGCAUUUUAAGGAGGAUGUAAAAGUUAUUAAAUAUAUUAGUUGCUUCACAGUUUCUUGUAGACGAGAAAAUUGGAGGUAGAAAUAAAAGAAAUAUCUUUUCUUUUUAAA